This is a messenger RNA of Dama dama (fallow deer), 3409 nucleotides long. RefSeq names its product adhesion G protein-coupled receptor E2-like. Gene Ontology annotation, molecular function: G protein-coupled receptor activity. The transcript is spliced from 19 exons. Gene Ontology annotation, cellular component: membrane. The record is from RefSeq and is a predicted model, not a curated record. Gene Ontology annotation, biological process: adenylate cyclase-activating G protein-coupled receptor signaling pathway; cell surface receptor signaling pathway. Bases 48 to 2309 code for a protein of 753 amino acids. NCBI's taxonomy places the organism in Eukaryota, Metazoa, Chordata, Mammalia, Artiodactyla, Cervidae.
GACACUUAAAACAAGAAGUCUUUUCAACACACACAGACCAAGAUCAGAUGUCUUCCGUGGCUGGGCUUGCUGGUCUCUACAUCAUGAAAAACGGCUAUCUAAGGUUGCUUCCAGGAUUCUUGAUUCUGCUGUUUUUGCCAUCAGAAGCCACAUCCUUGAACAAGAAACCCUGUGCUUGGUGGUGCGAUCCAAACCCCCCAUGCAUCAACAUCGAUGCCUGCCGCUGCAUUCCUGGAUUCAGUUCUGCAACUGAGGACAGCUCCACCAGCCCCUUGAAGAGUUGCCAUGACAUCAACAAGUGUGAAUCAUCAUGGAACGAGUCCUAUGAAAUAUACGAAGACUGCCAGAACAACACAGUCCAAUGCAUAGGAAUCACAACUCUUUCUCAAAAAGAAUUUGAGAAUGAGUGUACUAAGAAAAUGACUGAACUCGAACUACUACUGCUGGAGACAAUAAACACUGCAGCCCAGAAGCUUAGAACCUCUAUCACAACAAGUUGUGCUCAGUGGUGCCCUCCAAACUCCAAAUGUGUUGAUGCCAACACCUGUCGCUGCAUUCCAGGAUUCACGUCUUCAACUGGGGAAGUCAUCACCAGCCACUCAGAGACUUGUGAUGAGAUCUCCAUCCACACCUGGACCGCACCCUCAAGUAUCAACAGCUCGACGCUCUCCUGCUUCUUCGACAGAGUCCAGAAUCUUCUUGAAAGCAUGGAGUCAGUCCCUGUCCAGGACACUAUCCAGAACCUCAUACAGGGGGUGGAUGAAAUGCUGGAGGCCCCCCGGGACCUGGAAACCCUGCCCAGCUCAGAGCAGCACCUUGUGGCCUCUAACCUGCUCACUGGACUGGAAACGGUCUUGAGAGGACUGAGCAGGUCCCUGGACAAUGAGUCACUGCACUUCAGUUCACCUUCAGGCACAGAAAUGUCACUGAAGGCACUGGAUAAAGAAGAUAAGAAUGUCACCUUGAUUCAGAAUAACAUAAAGAUGAUACUGAUCUGGGAUACAGUGCAUGAAUCUAAUGACUCAGGUCCCAUGGUGGUGGGCCUUGUCUCCAUGCCUGGGAUUGAAAAGUUGCUGGAUAGAGUCUCCCUGAUUGUGGAUACUGAGGAACAGGCAGUUCCACAUGAGACACACAGGGAAUUGCUGCAGGAAAAGCCCCCUAUCCUGCUGUCAGAUGUCAUAUCCGUUUUCAUCAGCAACAGUAACACACAGAACCUCAGUUCUUCAGUCAAAUUUGUCUUCAAACAUUCAAGGACCCCUGAAACAAAGGGGGAGGUGCACUGUGUCUUCUGGGAGCAGGGCCAGAAUGGAAGUGGCCACUGGGCAACCAGAGGCUGCAGGACGAUGGACAGCAGAGACGACAGCACCACCUGCCAAUGCACCCACUUCAGCAGCUUUGCUGUCCUCAUGGCCUACUACAAUGAGCAGGAGGAGGAUCCCACACUGACUGUGAUCACCUACGUGGGACUGAGCCUUUCUCUGCUGUGCCUCCUCCUGGCGGCCCUCACCUUCCUGCUAUGCAAAGCCAUCCAGAACACCAGCACCUCGCUACACUUGCAACUCUCACUCUGCCUCUUCCUGGCCCACCUGCUCUUCCUGACAGCCAUCGACAGAACUGAGAACAAGGUGCUGUGUACCAUCAUCGCAGGUGCCUUACACUAUCUCUACCUGGCCUCCUUCACCUGGAUGCUGCUGGAGGGUCUGCAGCUCUUCCUCACUGCCCGCAACCUGACGGUGGUCAACUACUCCAGUGUCAACAGGUUCAUGAAGAAACUCACGUUCCCAGUGGGCUACGGAGUCCCGGCUGUGAUUGUGGCCAUUUCUUCUGCAUCCAGGCCUCAUCUUUACGGAACACCCAAACGAUGCUGGCUCAGCACAGAAAAAGGAUUUGUAUGGACAUUUCUUGGCCCUGUCUGCACCAUCUUCUUUAUUAAUUUAGUUUUCUUCCUGAUAACAUUCUGGAUUGUGAAAAAGAAGCUCUCCUCACUCAACAGUGAUGUGUCUACUCUCCGGAAGACUAGGAUGCUAACAUUCAAAGCCACAGCUCAGCUCUUUAUCUUGGGAUGUACAUGGUGUCUGGGAAUCCUGCAGGUGGGACCAGCUCCACAAGUCAUGGCCUACCUCUUCACCAUCAUCAACAGUCUGCAGGGUUUCUUCAUCUUCCUGGUGUACUGCCUCCUCAGCCAGCAGGUGCAAGAGCAAUACAAGAUAUGGUUCAAAGGGAUCAAGAAAAAGAAAACUGAGUCUGAGGAGUACACACUCUCCAGCAGGGCCAUGUCGGAACCCUCUAAACACAGUGAGGCCAUUUGAAGGCACGGUGAGGAUGCAACCACGUGAAAGCCAGAAAGAGUGCUCUCACCAAAACCCAACUGUUUUGGCACCUGAUCUCAGGCUUCCAUCCUCCAGAAAUGUGAGAAAUAAAUUUCUGUUAAUUAGGCUGCCCAAUCUCUUAUAUUUUGUUACAGCAUCCCAAGCUGACUAAUGCAAUAUGUAGCAACCGCUUGAUGAAUGACUGAGCAACAUCCCUUAGACAAAUUCCCCAAGGGUUCUUCAAUUCCAAAGCAAUGUAUAUUUCCAUAUUAGUCUCUGCCCUUAGAUGAGGAGAUAAUAUAUGGUGUAAGGCAAUAAUAUUAUGUGUGCCCUGAUUCUGAUUUGACCCCUGGGAGAGGUUUCUUUGUUUUCUCAGAGCUAUGCUUCAGGAAGAAUUGUCUCCUGUAGUAGAAUGUCACCCAUGUAAAUCAUCUCUCCCCAGCUAGUCAGGGGAGCUGAAGGCAUGUGUACAGAGUUGGUUUUACCUAGAGUCCAAGUUUACGCUUCCUCCAGACUUUAGGCCAACCCUGAAAAGAUAAGAUGUCUUCCAUUAUGUGCUAGAAAUUGCUAUCAAGAGGAAACAAAAGCUACUCUAGUGAAAAUGGUUUAAGACACAGGUAGACUGGCCACUCAGAGAAGACCUUUCAGGAUGUCCAUUGUUUUCACUUGUCAUCCUUCAAAGUCUUUCAAAACUCUUUUUAAGGCAAUGUCCUCACAAAUAUUUGCAUAAAAGAUAUAUGAUAUCUCCCUCUCCUCUGAAGAAUCCCUCGUGCUUCAUAUUCAGUAUAUCCUAAGCCCCUUCUUUGGCACAGGCACAACUGAUCUGAUUAGAAUCACCUUAGCAUUGGUUUUGACUAUGGUAUAACUUCAUAGAAAUUGCUUCUAUUAUGGGAACUUUCUGGCAUUAUCCAUUCAUAAUAGAUUUUUGGAAUUCAUUUAAAUUUUCAUUUGUAUCUGUGGUUGGUUUCUUUUUAUUGCUUAGUAGAUUUCAUUGUAUGAAUAUACUACAACUUUUUUAUAAUUAUGUAUCAGUGGAUAUUUCAGUUUUUCCUCCAUUUUGUCUACUAUGAAUAAACUUGUUAUAAAUGUUUGUGACUAAG